AUGUUCGAAUGCAUCACUAAUCUCUGGUACGUACUGUGCGAGAUCAACCCGCCUGCACCGAAAUGGUUGGUGGAUGAUGUGUCGGAUCAGACGGGCAAGGUCGCUCUCAUCACAGGCGGUUACUCGGGGAUAGGCAAACUUGUCGCCAAAUAUCUCCUAAAGAAAAACGCAACUGUUUACAUCGGUGCGGUCAACGAACUGAAAGAACUCACGGGGAACGACAAGGUCCACUUCCUCUUGGUCGAUCUGAGCGAUCUUGAAAGCGUGAAGCAAGCUGCGGUGAAGUUUCGUGCGACUGGAGAGAGGCUUGAUCAGUUAUACAACAACGCAGGCGUGUAUCUCGCUCCGAUGGAUCAGCUCACGAAGCAGGGAUACGACCUCGCGUUCGGGACGAACACAUUCGCUCAUGCAUGCCUGACGAUGCUCCUCUUGCCUGUCCUUGUCUCCUCUGCCAAGACCGCACCGGACGGUCAGGUGCGGGUUAUCAAUGUUUCGUCUAGCGCACAAUGGUUCGCUCCUCGCGGGGGAGUCGAUUGGCGAACAAUCCCCGGCACCGCUCCUGAACGAGCAAAGCGCCUGACACCUUUCCUGGCAUACGCUCAAUCGAAGCGGGCGCAGAUCGCAUUCUCCAAUGAACUGGCAAAGCGGUACAGGAAGGACGGGAUUGUGAGCAUCGCUCUUCAUCCGGGGAGCGUGCCGAGUGGGCUACCAAGGCGGGCGACACCCUGGCAGCGCUGGGGGUUGGAGACAUUCAUCUUGCAAAAAGAGGCGGAUCCUCUGGGGGCGCUCACUCCUCUGUAUGCGGGGACAAGUGUUGAGGCGGGAGCGAUGGGAGGUGAAUACUUGGGCCCGUGGGCGAGAGUGUGGAGAGCGAGACAGGACUUGGAGGAUGAGCGUGCGUGGGUGAAGGUGUGGACGUAUUGUGAGGCAGUGGUGAAGGAAUUCGUGUGA
Dacryopinax primogenitus is the source of this 951-nucleotide messenger RNA. Its product is annotated as NADP-binding protein. The coding region runs from base 1 to 951 and encodes 316 amino acids. Lineage: Eukaryota; Fungi; Basidiomycota; Dacrymycetes; Dacrymycetales; Dacrymycetaceae. The transcript is spliced from 5 exons. The record is from RefSeq and is a predicted model, not a curated record.